ACUCUAGCUGUGUGUUUGUACAGGUUUUUCCCAGAAUGCCUCCUUCUCAGUCAUUGAGUGAUGAUGCAGAUGUUGUGAACACAUCCCACCCCUCAUGCACUCUGAGGUACAGAGACUCCUACCUCUCAGCCCAGCGGCGCAAUGACCGAUAUCGAUCCUCCAAUCAUGCGACUUUUGGCCCUUGCAUCACAGAGGACAUUUCACUGCUGCAGUCCAUGGCCCAGGGUCGGUCUGUGCUUAGUUUUGACCUGGAGAAGGGUGAAAGUGCUUUAGGCAUUAGCAUUGUUGGAAUGGAGACUGAAGGCUGUGGAGGUCUUGGUAUCUUCAUACAGAAGAUCCAGCCGGACUCUGUAGCACACAGUGAUGGACGUCUGCAUGAGGGUGAUCAGAUUCUAGCAGUGAAUGGCAAGCCGUUUGAAUCCUCUGUAACACAUGAACAAGCUGUCCAGGUUCUUCUGGAAGCUGCUUCUGUGGUAACCUUAAUUAUAGCCAGAGAACCAGCCCCAUCAUUCAGCCCCCCACAGCCUCGACAAAUUCAUCAUAUUGAGCUGCAGAAUGAGGGAUCGGGUCUGGGUUUCGGCAUCGUUGGAGGGAGGAGUACUGGCACCAUGGUAAAAACCAUCCUACCUGAUGGUGUAGCUGGAAGGGAUGGGAGAUUGCGUAGUGGCGAUCUUCUCCUCAGAAUCGGUGGUGUGGACGUGUCCACCAUGGGCAGUGAGGAAGUGGCACGUGAGCUCCGUCUUGCUGGUUCCCGUGUGAGACUUAUCAUUGCCAGGGAAACCACUGAUGGUGACCUCUCACCUUCCAUCGCCCAGCAACAGGACACUCAGAAGAAACAG
Molecule: messenger RNA, 839 nt
Organism: Sinocyclocheilus grahami
Lineage: Eukaryota; Metazoa; Chordata; Actinopteri; Cypriniformes; Cyprinidae
Product: multiple PDZ domain protein
Exons: 5
Biological process (GO): tight junction assembly
Cellular component (GO): plasma membrane; cytoplasm; apical part of cell
Molecular function (GO): protein binding
Source: RefSeq, a predicted model, not a curated record